GGGCUGUAUGUAUGUAUUUGUAUAGUAGGCUCAUUAUGUAAUGCUUACCUAGUGUACUUAGUUACCUGAAAUUCAACAGGCAAAAAAAUACGGAGCAAAAAAUUCUAGAUCUAAUCGGCACGCUAGUUUAGGUUUAGCGCGUUCGCCCCUCCAUUGAAACUGCCACUUUCACUUUCGUCCUGCCCAAAUUUUUGAGAGUCUCCGCCAGGAAAAUCUGCCCCUCAUUACUUGUCGCAAAAGCCGUCUUCUUCCUCCUCUACUUAACGGCCUUCCAUCGUUCAUCCUUCGACGAUCACAUCUUCUCCUUUCCUAUCCUUCAUCAGAUUCUUCUACUCCUACCGCCAACAUGAUUAUUUUCAGGGACGCCCUCACUGACAGCAAGGAUGAGCUCCUCUCCGACUCCUUCAAGCUGAAGGAGGUUGACGGAAUCGCCUACGAAGCUGACUGCGCUAUGAUUGAAAUCGGUGCCGUCGAUGUCGACACUGGCGCCAACGCCUCUGCCGAGGACGCUGAUGAAGGUGUUGACGACUCUGCCCAGAAGGUCAACAACAUCAUCCACUCCUUCCGCCUCCAGCCUACCAGCUUCGACAAGGCCUCGUAUCUCUCGUACCUAAAGGGUUACAUGAAGAAGCUUGCCAAGCACAUCAAGGACAAGGGUGCUUCUGACGAGGAGGUCAAGGAUUUUCAGACUAAGGCCCAGGCCUUCGCAAAGAAGAUUGUCAGCAACUUCAAGGACUACGAGUUCUACACUGGUGAGAGCAUGGAUGUUGACGGAAUGGUUGUUCUUCUCAACUACCGUGAUGAUGGUGUUACCCCCUAUGUCACCAUCUGGAAGCACGGUCUGGAUGAGAUGAAGGUUUAAGAGCCUACCUAAUGAUUGUGGCUGAACUUGUUAACGAAUACCAUACACGAAUCAACCCAGACGACCUGACGCUUCUUUUCUAUGUCUAUAAAAACCCCAAUUUAGGCAUAUUACAUAGAUUCGUUCUCU
Daldinia decipiens is the source of this 991-nucleotide messenger RNA. Its product is annotated as translationally-controlled tumor protein. Lineage: Eukaryota; Fungi; Ascomycota; Sordariomycetes; Xylariales; Hypoxylaceae. Gene Ontology annotation, molecular function: calcium ion binding. Gene Ontology annotation, cellular component: cytoplasm. The coding region runs from base 347 to 862 and encodes 171 amino acids. The transcript is spliced from 5 exons. The record is from RefSeq and is a predicted model, not a curated record.